Molecule: messenger RNA, 1469 nt
Organism: Umbelopsis ramanniana AG
Lineage: Eukaryota; Fungi; Mucoromycota; Umbelopsidomycetes; Umbelopsidales; Umbelopsidaceae
Exons: 2
Coding region: 70-1137 (355 amino acids)
Biological process (GO): pyrimidine nucleotide-sugar transmembrane transport
Cellular component (GO): Golgi membrane
Molecular function (GO): UDP-galactose transmembrane transporter activity
Source: RefSeq, a predicted model, not a curated record
CUUUUUUGUUCGGAACAGAAACACAAUGGGUAACUAACAACAUCACAUCCGCUUCCAUCUAUCGCUGUAAUGACCCAGUCAUCCUUAACACCCUUUUUUACAGGUGCGACCGGUGUUGACUCUCCAACUGACCUACCGGUCAAGCAACUGAGUCUUUUAGCCCUAGUGUUUCAAAACAGUGCCGUAACGCUUAUAAUGCGCUAUACUGUAGCAGGCUUAACAAAAGAAGAGCGAUAUCUCCCUUCCAUGGUGGUUCUGCUUAGCGAAUUAUUGAAAUCUUUUGUUUGCGUAUCUAUCCUCGCACUAUACCUGCCCGAAAGGAACUUUACCUCCCUCAAAAGAGUCUUAUACCGAGAGCUCAUUGGCAACCAUAGAGAAAUGCUAAAGCUCUCUAUACCCGCACUACUCUAUUUGAUACAGAACAAUCUCCAGUUCAUUGCUUCGUCGAAUUUAGACCCAGCAACGUUUCAAGUCACUUAUCAACUUAAAAUCUUGACAACUGCCUUAUUCAGCGUCAUGAUGCUUCAAAAGACGCUUAAUCCUUUGAAGUGGAUUUCACUGGUGAUGCUUACCAUUGGAAUUGGUCUUGUUCAGGUGUCGACAAACACGUCUGGUCCUGCCGAUGAUGGUCAGAACAAUGUUCAGGGACUGGUGGCGGUUCUGUCUGCUUGCAUUCUUUCCGGAUUGGCUGGAGUGUAUUUUGAAAAGCUGUUAAAAGCUCCCAACAACCGUGGAAAAUUGGACGAUCUCCAGGAAAAAGGAAAGGCAAAUGGCAUUGCCUUGGUGCCUGAGGAUGCACAGCUCUGGGUCAGAAGCUUACAACUGUCAGUGUGGUCCACGUUUCUAGCUCUAUUUCUGACCGUGAUCUGGAAAGACGGGAAGGAAGUUUUGGAAUAUGGACCGUUCCGAAACUUCACUCCUGUUGUGUGGUUAUUGGUUGCUGUUCAUGCCCUUGGAGGCAUCAUUGUUGGCAUUGUGGUCAAGUAUGCCGACAAUAUUCUCAAAGGAUUCGCUACCAGCGUGUCUAUCCUCCUCUCCACAGCCCUGUCGGUACUGUUGAUGAACUUUGCCAUUACUGGCGUGUUUUUGAUAGGCACAUUUUUGGUAGUUUCUGCUACUUAUCUGUAUAGUUUGUAAUAAUGUUUGUGAUUCAUACAACGUGAUAAUAUACCGUCCUGUAAACGCUGCUAGGAAGAUGAGUUGAAUCACCUAUACAUACAUUCAUCGCCAAAUGAUCCCCUUUGGCGAUGAAUACAUGUAUCCUUUUCCACAUUGAUUGAGUUCUGUGGUGCGUUUGCACAGCAGACAAGAAAAACUCUUGGCAAGUGGAAAUAGAUCUAAUUCUAAGUCAAACUGCUCGAGAACAAGCGUUGGUCAGUGACGAGACCAAUUGUCUAUCUGAGACUCACAAUGAUUGAAAGAAGCGUUCCCGUUUUCGAUCGAUGAAAUUUUCAUGACGCAGCCCAACG